AUGCAUGGGGACCGGAAGCCACGGGCCUCAGAGGGGACGACGGGAGAGACAGAGAAGACUGAGGAGGGCGAUGGGCAGAUCCCGGACACCAAGGGUGGAGUGGUCAGAGGAUGCACGGCCCGGAAGAUCCGUGUGUACGAGACCGCGAUGGAGAUGAAAGCUGUAAGAAAAGAUGCCGCCAAAGGCGACACUGGUAUCGAUGACGACGGGCGACCCAGAACAAGAGAUCUUCCAGAGGGAGUGGACAUCACAGAAGAACUGCUGGACCUCGAGGAGUCCGUAGAAGCCCAAAGAGAACGUCCCUGCUGUGUGUAUCGCCCCAAAGAGCCCCGCGACGAGCCAGGAGGCGGCCGCCAUCAUCCCACAGGCCCUUCGGUCCAUGAUGAGCCCGGGUCGCUGACGUUCGAGGACGUGGCCGUGACCUUCAGCCCCGAGGAGUGGACGAAACUGGGGCCCGCCGAGCGCCACCUCUACUGGGACGUGACUCUGGAGAACUACCAGAACCUCCUCUCCCUCGAUUGUAAAACCCCAACCGAAACCAGCGAGCCCAUUGCCCGGAAGCCGGAGGGGGACAGGGAAGCCGUUUUCCAGAAACCGGAGGGGAACAGGGAAGCCGUUUUUUCCCACGGGAUGGUCUCCGGGAAGCUCUCCCAGACCACCCCUGGGCCUUCCAAUUCCUCCCUGGGGUCUCACAGCUGUAAGGAAUGUGGAAAAGCGUUCAGUCGACACUCCAUCCUUGUUACACACCAGAGAAUCCACACCAGAGAAAAACCCUACAGGUGUCACCAGAGCGAGAAGGCCUUCAGCGACCACUCGGUGCUUAUGACCCACCGGCGGAUUCACACCGGGGAGAAACCCUACCGAUGCAGCGAGUGCGGGAAGGUCUUCCUGACGAAACACCGGAGGAUCCACAAACGCUGCGGCCACUGCAGCAGGCCCUUCCGGGAUUCCUCGACCCUCAUCAAGCACCAGCGGAUCCACACAGGAGAGAAGCCGUAUGGGUGCAGCGAGUGCGGGAAGGCCUUCAGGCAACGCUCCAUCCUCAUCAACCACCAGAGGAUUCACACCGGGGCCAGGCCCUACGGGUGUGACCGAUGUGGGAAAGCCUUCGGCGAUCGCUCGAUGCUCAUCAACCAUCAGAGGAUUCACACCGGAGAGAAGCCCUACGGAUGUAACGAGUGCAGAAAGGUCUUCAGUCAGAACUCGGCCCGGACGAGGCACCAGAGGAUCCACGGGGGAGAGAGACUCUAUCGCUGCGGCCGCUGUAGGAAGGCCUUCAGUGACCACUCCGUCCUGGCGACGCAUCAGAAGAUUCACACUGGGGAGAGGCCUUACAGGUGCGACGGCUGCGGGAAGGCUUUCGGGGACUCUUCGACCCUCAUUAAACAACAGAGAAUCCACACUGGGGAGAAACCCUACACAUGCGACGACUGCGGAAAAGGCUUUAGUCAGGGCUCGGACCUGGUGAACCACUGGAGAAUUCACACCGGAGAGAAACCUUACAUAUGUGCCGAAUGCGGGAAGGCUUUUGGUCAAGGGUCAACCCUCAUUAACCACCAGAAGGUUCACAACGGAGCGAAAGUCCACAGACGGAACGGGUGUGGAAAGGCUUUCGGCCAAACCUCGGCCGUGGUCGGUCCCCGGAGAACUCAUGCGGAAGAAAAAUCCCCCGUAUAGUAGUUCUCAGUCCUUAAGGAAGGC
Molecule: messenger RNA, 1701 nt
Organism: Tachyglossus aculeatus (Australian echidna)
Lineage: Eukaryota; Metazoa; Chordata; Mammalia; Monotremata; Tachyglossidae
Product: zinc finger protein 2 homolog
Exons: 5
Coding region: 1-1677 (558 amino acids)
Biological process (GO): regulation of DNA-templated transcription
Source: RefSeq, a predicted model, not a curated record